Messenger RNA from Sycon ciliatum, 2415 nucleotides. RefSeq lists its product as uncharacterized. The transcript has 2 exons. Gene Ontology annotation, molecular function: nucleic acid binding; aspartic-type endopeptidase activity. The record is from RefSeq and is a predicted model, not a curated record. Lineage: Eukaryota; Metazoa; Porifera; Calcarea; Leucosolenida; Sycettidae. Gene Ontology annotation, biological process: DNA integration; proteolysis. The coding region runs from base 1 to 2415 and encodes 804 amino acids.
AUGGCAUCCGAACAGGUGGAGGAGGAGGACGCCAACUAUUUCUGUGAUUACGCAUUCUCAGUGGAUACUUCUCAGCACCAGCAAUUUUUUCGUAAGACGCUGAUCGUCAACGGCCGUCCCUGUGAAGGUCUAUUGGAUACAGGUGCUACCCGAUCGGUGCUAGCCGAUGAUGUUGUCCAGCCAACGCGAAAGAGUGAUCGAAUUUUGAAAGCGUACAAUGGCGGCAUCAUCUCGACACUCGUCGCGUCUGGCCGCCAAAUCCUGUAUGGCCCGGAGGACGUCAUCUCCGAACUGGAGUUGCUGACCUCUGCUGAAGUCAAUGUGGUGAACGUGCCCAUCUCUAUCACAGCGGACCCUGACACCACUCCAACAGCACUCCCACCCCGUCGGCACGCGUUCAGCAUCCGGGAUGAAAUUGCCAAGGAGUUGGAUCAUCUGGUGAAGCAUGACAUAAUCGAGCCAGUGCGAGAAGCUACUCCGUGGGUCUCACCGUUGAUGCCGGUCAGGAAGUCGAGCGGUGCUUUGCGUCUCUGCGUGGACUACCGCAUGCUAAACAAGAUCGUAGUCCGGGAGCGUCACCUACUUCCCACCGUUGAGGAAAUCAAUGCACAGCUGGACGGUGCAACAGUGUUCUCUGUUCUGGAUGCUGAAUCUGGCUUUCACCAGCUCCCUUUGGCCGAUGAAUCUCGUCCGUUCACCACUUUCGCAACGCACAAGGGCCUCUUCAGAUUCAAGAGACUCCCAUUUGGCAUUGCUUGCGCACCGGAGAUAUUCCAACGCGUGGUGUCUGACAUCCUUGCCGGCCUACCUGGAGUUAUUGUCUAUAUAGAUGACAUUCUCAUCUAUGCCCGCAAUCGACAGGAACACGACGAGCGCAUGGCUGCCGUACUCCGUCGUUUGAGCGAAGCCCAUCUGCGCUUAAACUGGGAGAAGUGUCGAGUACGUCAGUCAGAAAUCAAGUACUUGGGACACUGGCUGAGCAAGGAUGGUGUGCGUCCUGACAGUGACAAGCUACUGGCAAUCCAACAGUUGCAGCUGCCGCAGACCUUGACAGAUGUACGUCGUUUCCUUGGUAUGGUGACGUACCUUGCCAAAUCCAUACCGCAGCUUUCACAGACAACUGAGCCGCUGAGGAAACUGGCUCAGCGACAACCGUUCAUCGUUGAUGAUGCGCUGACAGCCGCAUUCACCGACGCAAAGACAGCCGUGGCCUCGUCGCCAGAGUGCUUAGCGUACUUUAAGCCAUCCUUGGACGUCCCAACCAAGGUAACAUGUGACGCAUCUCCACUUGGUCCGGGUGCUAUUCUGUGGAAGCAAGACAAGAGAGGCACUUGGUUACCUGUCACCUGCGCCAGUCGUUCACUGUCCGAUGUUGAAUCCCGCUAUCCCCAGUUGGAGCACGAGAUGCUUGGUAUCGUAUUCUCUCUGACUCGAUUCCGACAAUACGUCCUGGGGAGAUCUGUUCAAGUUGUGACCGACCACAAGCCCCUGAUCUCAAUCGUCCAGAAGCCGUUUGACGAAGUACCACCACGGCUGCAGCGCUGGAUGGUCGCUCUCAUGCCAUACCAGUGCACCUUCUCACAUGCACCUGGGAAGCAGAUGGUGUGUGAAGACACAUUGUCAAGAGCGCCUGUCCAAGACUCAACUGCCUCACCAGAAGAAGCCCGCUCUAUGGCCGAGUUCAUUGGCCUGGUCUUGGAAGAGUGCCCAGUCAAUAUCGACGAUAUCGCCAAGGCGACUAGUGAUGACUCCCUGUUGCGCAGCAUACAGCAGCGCGUCUUGAUGCAAUCAUGGUCGCAAGUCACACCCGCCGAAGAGCCAUACUACCUUAUCCGAUAUCAGCUGACGACCAUUGACGGCAUCCUGCUAUUCGGUAACCGCUGUGUAAUACCAGAAGCUCUCCGACAUGCCGUACUGCAGUUGGCCCACGAAGGUCAUCCGGGUCGGGACAUAUUCAAGGAUGCUUUGCGACGACGAGUAUGGUGGACCGGCAUGUCUAAAGAUGCAGACAAGUUCGCCGAGCAGUGUUCGGAGUGUUGGCGCCGUCAUACAAACCCCGCACAAGACCUGCUGCCAUCAGAAAUUGAAGAAGCGUGGCAGAAACUGGCGGUUGAUCUGGUGUGUAUCGAGGGUCAACAAGUAUUAUCCAUCGUUGACUACGGUUCACGCUAUCCGGAACUACUUCCCUUGUCAGCUACCACAACCGCAGCUGUCAUUGACCGGCUGAUGGAAGUAUUCGCGAGGUUUGGCCUGCCUAGCGUGUUGGUGUCCGACAAUGGCCCCCAGUUUGCCUCAGCCGAAAUGGCCCAGUUCCUGCAGUGGUUGGGUAUUCAGCACAAUCGAUCAAGCCCACGCUACCCCAGAAUUAAUGGCAUGGUGGGACGUCUUCAUCGAGUCGUCAAAGAGAGAAUUUAA